CCGAAUAAGAGUUUUUCGCGCGCUAUUAGUAUCCGAUAGCCUAAGUCACGGUAAACGAGAUACGUGACAACGCGAGUGCGUAAGUUCCGUGCUGUGCACGUUAAAGCGGCGUGUUUCGCGCGUUCGGCAUAACCAUCUCUUCGUUAAGAGAGUUCGUGCGUGCGUGCGCCGGUGAUAACAAUCACCUUUAAUCAACCGAAUGCGAGUAGGUUGAUUCUUCCCAAAAAAGAUAAGUGCGUUUACUCGUUUGUGAACAAGCGCCGCGUUCGGGAUAAGUGUGACACAAGUGACACCAAGCUUAUUAAUAAAGCAUACUGUUUGUUAUUUGUUACCAAAACUAUAAGUGUUAUCUCUCACUUACUUGCAUAUCAGACAGAGCGUCCGAUCCUGAGUCCGUGUGAUUCCUGGCAACCUGAAAUAUAGAGAUCCUAUAAAAAACGGGACCGGGGAUAAACCUGAAAUAAAAAUACAUACUUACCUGGCGAAGUUCCUGUGGGACAUCCAAGGCAAUCCUGGGGACGAUCCUGAGACGACGGCGGCACCUGAAAGAAAAAGAGAAAGAAUUAGUAAUAAGUUCGUUUGAAGUUCGUGUGUUGUGAAUUUCCUCUGGGAUUUACUCAAGCUAGUGGUAGCUCUCCUUCCGACGGAAGCAACACCGAACGUGCGUUCCGGCGUUCCUGAGCAGAGCGACGAUCCCGGAACAUUACACCUUGCCUCUUGAUAAGGAUAAAGGGGCUGGCGACUGAAAACCUGCAACGAAAGGUUUGUGAGUCUUGCUUUUGUCCAAAUUCGUAAGUCACGUCAUUCGGUAUCCGGUCACAACCUUGUAACCGCCCAGAGGGGACCACGAGACCGAGGAGCAGCGGAGCGAGCCAGAGGGUGCAGCCGACCUGAGGGGAGCAACAACGUCAACCCCGAAGUCCACCAGACUCGAGCGAAGCGUGAUUCGAACAACCAGCGUUCGUCUAAAAAGGUUGGGCGAAGCAAAAUCAUAUACAGACAACAAAUAGCGCGAGAUAGAGUCAUGUUUAACGCGCUAGUCGACCUUAUUCUUUUUAUACUGUUUUAGUUAUGUGUACUAUUUUCAUUUAUCUAGUCGUAAAAUACGAUAUAUUGUUUAGUAUCGCGAGAUAUAAAAACGCGACCAAGUUCUGUUAAGCGCGAAAAGAAAUCGCGUAAAGAUAAGUCUAUUAUUAUUAACAUGCGUGAUAACAAUAAGUUCAUGCGAAAAGUUAUUUUAGUUUAUUAGCGUAAAACGCGCGAAUUCAUUUAUAUUCUAUUAGUUUGAGCGUACGUAUUCGAUACCUAUUUUUUGGGCACAUAAUAUGCCAGAGCUGUCAAGUCAGCUAUUAAUUUAUCAUUUUGUUUUAGUUUUCUCAAUACUAUUUCGUUUAAAUAUUUCAUUUCUCGUAGCGUACGCGUAUUCUAUGUUUUUUACUAUAUUAUAACCUUAUUUAGCGUUAAAGUUAGUCAUAAGUCAUUUUUAUGUAUUCUGCAAGCAAAGUAUGUAAAAGUGCAGAAGGUGGCACUGCAAAGUGCAGAUGCCAAGUAAGGUUUAAAGACCUGUUGAAAUAAACAAAGUUAAGAUAAGGUACAGAUAGUGGCACCUAAAGUGCACGUACCAGGUCAGGUUAAAUACCUGUAACAUAUAAAAUCAUAAAAUCAGUAAGUUAAUUUAAGUACAGAUGGUGGCACGUAAAGUGCAGGCACCAGGUCAGGUUAACUCCUGACAUAAUAUAACGUUAGAGGUCAGGUACACAAAGUACCGCAACCGCACUUCUCAGUGCGAUCGUAGACCCAGAACAGCGAGGAAAUGUCCCAUUGGCUGAAGGAUCAGUGGAGGGGAGAGCAGGAGACUACACCAGCUCGGAGAGCAGCCAUUGGCCGCAGGACGACAGAGUGGGAAGCGCGGGAGCCAGCGAGCGACGCUAUCACCCCAUUGGCCAGCAUCUCUGGAGGGAAGCUCAUCUCAACGCUGAUUGGCCGAGACAUCGCCGACAUCCUACAUUAUAUAAUGGGGUACCACAGUACACCAUGAGCUUAGUCUAAUCCCAGUUCUCGAUGGGAAAAGACCUCCGCGACUUUAAUUCGCGUAUACAAAAGGUCGAAGACCAAGUUCCGCGGGAGUGCACUCGCGUAACGAAAAGUGCAGCACCGAAUGCGAGUAGGUGCAGCAGAAAAGAUUUUCUGCAUACGUAGCGAUGAUUAAUCGUGCGAAAUCCGUACUCGACGAUAAUUUAGCGUCGCGUCCGAGAACUAUUAUAUUAAUUGGUGACGGGAGAAUUACGAAAGUGUCGUACACGAUUGUGAAGGAAGCAUCGCGUACGGGAGUUAUGUUAAAGUAGGUUAAGUGUUUGUUUAAUAAAUUCUAUAAGUGUUUAACGAAAUUAUAACCUACUUGGUGAUUUAUUACUUACCUGCAAACGUACCUGCAUGUGAUCCACGACGGCGAAUCCUGGGAGAUCCUGAAAAUAAAAAGCGUUCUAUCACAAUCCGGGAGCGAGGGGUUUUCGUUCUGAAAUUAAAUUUACUCACCUGAGCGUAUUCCUGGAAGGACGACGACGAAUCCUGGGCAAUCCUGACGAUCCAGCAGCGGCGGCAGCAGCACCUGAAAAUAAAAGGAGAAAAUUAGUAAUAGUGAUACGAUUCGUUAAAGUGAAAGUGUCCUAUUGAACUUCGAGUGGAUUACUCAUCUCGGAAGUGUCAACCACCUUCCGACGGCAGACGCGGGUCAGGCUGAAGUAUCCCGACGGCUGCACAACCUUGCUUCUUGACAGGUUAAAGGAGCUGGCGACCAGACAGAGACGCGAGAGCGGUUAUUCCGAAAGGUUUGUGAUUCAUUAUUUUCCUGUUGCAAAUUCUUUUUCCACCUCACGCUCGCGAUCGGUUACAGUGAAGUGCGCGCGUUUACUAUCUGUUAUAAGGGCUUUGUAAAUUCAGUGACGAAGUCCGACGCCCCUCGAUAUUCCUCAGGCGGAUCGCGCAUACGACGAUUUAACCUAGUUAAUUCAAGGUUCAUCUAACCCACCAUAAAUCACAUGGCGACCGUGACAGGACUUGACUAAGCCGAUAUUACUAAUCGCGAGUGAUCUCGUUAAAAACGAUUACCCGGUUUACAAUAGAUCAAGUUAGUGGAUAGCUGGCGUGCGUAUAUUUUAAUUUUUUUCUUUUCAUUGCAAUCGUAAACGAAUAAAAAGUGAGUUUCGGAAAAUUUUGUAAAAGUCAUGAGUUCUGACGACGGUAAGGCAACAGAGCGUGAUUAUACGAAACCACCGGUACAACACACGCCUAAAAAACCAACAAGCGAAGACCGUGUUACUAGGUCAAAAACAAAAGCAGCGACGGAAACCGCGACACGAGUAGUGAGCGAAAUGGACGUCGAACGUAUAAAUAAAAUUCUCGAGGAAAACGAAGCUCUUAAAACACGUCUGCGUCAACGCGAAUUAACAGACGAGAGUGAAGUUGCUAUGCCGAGAAACGAUGAUAUCGUGUUACUUUUAGUGGAUAUUCGUAAUAGGUUAGAAAGUCUAGAAACGCGUAGUAAACAAUGUUCGGAUAAAGCCGAGAGUGCGAGUAACGUCGAACGUGCUUCGCCAACACCGGUUCACAACGUUACAUUGACGCGUGAUAUGACGACCGACCGAGGCGAUAACGCAAUCAUGCACGCUAAAUUACCAAAAGGGGGGUGGCUGAAAAAUCCCUUCGACGAGCUUCGAUAUUACGGGAAAAGCGAUACUCAAAACCCUCUAAAAUUUUUUAAGAAAUUCGAGAAAAUAGCAGCGUACGAGGAAAUAGACGAGCGCGAGCAAAUAUAUUUUUUCGGGAAAUGCAUGCGAGGCACAGCUUCAAAUUGGUUUGACGUGCGAGAACCAGAAAGUAUUAGCGAAGCGAAAGCGAGUUUCGUAGAUUACUUCUGGGGCGACGAGCAGCAAGCCAGAUUUCGUGAAGAAAUAUACACGGGAUCUUAUAAAACGAAUGAUAAAUUGUCCAUGGCAGAAUAUGCGCUAGAUAUGGCAAAACGAGCCAAGCAUCUAGAUCCACCGAUGUCCGAGACGGAGAUAAUUCGUAACAUUAAAAGACAUUUCGGAAAAGAGAUUUCACGCGAAAUAAGGCCAACGACAGUCAGAAAUAUCGAGGAGUUCGCGAAAUUACUCGACGACCUCGAAUACGAAAUGCGUCGUGAGAAAAGCACAAAGGCACAGAUCGUAGCAACAAAGGCACAAGCGCUGAAUAAAACAGCGAAAGCUGAAAUUAAAAAUAAAUACGCGAAACCGGAAGUUAAACCCGAAACUCGUGUAAACAACGUUGAAGCGACGGAGACUCAGCGACGGAUGACGCCGGUUGUAAACAAACGCCGUUACCAAGCGAGCGACGAUCGUGUAUAUAGUCAACGCGCAACGGGAUCCGAGUCGUGGAAACAAAACAAUACUAAGCCGAACAAAGAGGCUUACGAAGAAAGGAAAACGCGAACAGACUAUAGACAGUCGAAACGCGGGAAGGACAUGUCAGAAUCGGAAAGCGAGGAUAACGCGGUAGGAACGGAAGUAGUCUUGUACGAUCGAAAGGUCGCCAAAAAGGCGAUUAAAAACCUGAAGUCACGCGAGUCUAGAAAUCCGAGUACCGAAAGGAAAGCCUAUAAACUGCCGAACGUGAAAUCAAAGCGCGAGGUAGCCGCGAUAACAUCCAAGCAACGAAAAACCGAGGACGAGUGUAAAGGCGAAAGCGAAGCAUUAAGCGACGUUGAGGAUAGAAAGGUAGCGAUUAUUCGUACGAGGGAACUCAUACGCGAUUUAGAAGAGGUGACGAAACAAGAUCAGAGCGCGGAUACAAAAAAGCCCAAGCCUUACGUAAGGGUGAAAAUUGGAAACGUUGCAUUAAAAGCACUGAUCGAUACGGGAGCACAAAUUUCAGCGGUAACGAAGGAUCUCUAUGAUAAGCUAUCUACCGAAGCGAUCGACAUGCGAGUAAUUCCAAUCAAGCAGUUCGUUUUGCGAGGAGCAUUUAACGACAAGGGACAACCCAUAGCGAAUCGCAUACAAAUGGAAUUUCAAAUAGAAAACGAAAAGUACACGCAUGAAUUCUACGUUGUUAAAAAAUUAACGUAUGAAAUGAUACUUGGCUUUGAUUUUCUCAAUGAACAAGCAGCAGUCUUGAGAUGCAGCCAAAGUAAAUUCCACUGCGAAUUUCAUAACGAGACGAACAAAACGUCGAGCGAAAGUCGUGAAAAUAUCAACGCAAUUAACGCGGAUGAAGCGACAACGCACUUGAAUAAAUUGAUCGCAAAAUACAGUAAGUUGUUCGAAGAAAAAAUUGGACGCGUGACACACUACGAACAUAACAUCGAAAUGAGGACGGACAAAGCUUUCAAGUCAAAGACUUAUCCGAUUCCAGACGCACAUCGCGAGAGCGUGAGAGAACAUAUUUUAGAUCUCGAGAAAGAAGGAAUUAUUAAACGCGAAGCGACCGAGUAUGUAAACCCACUCGUAGUUGUAGUCAAAAAGACGGGCGAGAUAAGAUUAUGCCUGGAUGCACGCGAAUUGAAUAAGAAGAUGAGCAACGACCACGAUCAACCUCCAACGAUUGACGAAGUCUUUCGAAGAAUAGGAAGCAGAAAGUAUUUCACCACUUUGGAUGUGGCAAAAGCCUUUUGGCAGAUCCCAUUAAACGAACAGAGUGCCAAAUACACUGGAUUCUUAUUUGAUAACCAAACGUAUGUUUUCAAAAGAUUACCUUUUGGUCUGAAAACGGCAGGAGCAUCUUUCACCAGAGCGAUACGCAAAGCUUUGGGUGACAAGUGUGACUCUUUUACUAUUGUCUAUUUGGAUGAUAUAUUGAUUGCAUCAAAUACGAUCGAAGAACACCUGUUUCAUUUAAACUACGUUCUAAAAAGACUUGAGAAAGUCGGAUUUAAAUUAAACGCAAGUAAAUGUGAGUUCAUGAAAACAGAAAUCAAAUUUCUGGGACAUACAUUUGACGAGAUAACAGCAGAGAUGAAUGAGGACACCAAAACGGCAAUAAAAAACUUUGCGAGGCCAAAAAACAAGAAGGGCAUCCAAGCUUUUCUAGGUCUUGUAAAUUGGGACCGAAGAUUCAUCAAAGGUCUAGCCGAGAAAACGAAACCUCUAGAAAAUCUUUUGCGCAAAGAUACUAAAUUCGAAUGGGGAUCAGAACAACAGAGAGCGUUCAAUGCUAUCAAAUUGGCAUUCGACGAGGCUGAAAAACUCUACGUAAUAAAAGCUGAUCGCAAAUUUGGAAUGUACAUAGAUGCAUCAAAGUACGGACUAGGAGCGAGACUGUACCAGUACAAAGACUCCGAACCGGAUAAAAAAUACACUAUUGCAUACGCGAGUAGAUCGUUGAAAGGAGCCGAACUUAACUAUACAGUGACUGAAAUAGAAUGCCUAGCACUCGUAUGGGCGCUUAAAAAAUGGCACACCACGUUACUGGGGCGAAAAAUCCAAGUACAUACUGAUCACCGCGCAUUGAAAUUUUUGAAAGCCAGUUCAGCAGACAGUAGCAGAAUAGCUAGAUGGAUCUCAUUUCUCAAUGAAUUUGAUCUUGAGAUAUGUCAUGUGCCUGGUAAAGAUAACAAGUUAGCCGACACGCUAUCCCGAAACAAUAUCGAAAACGGAUACGCAAAAAAAUCGUGCAACACUAAAACAAUCGCGUUAAUUCAACAACCAAACGACAAAACGGAAACAACCGAAUGGGUCGAGUUAAUCGAAAACGCGCAAAACGAAAAUGAUGACUUACAACUGAAACUCGUAGAAGAGCCAGAUCGUUAUUUCGUUAGAGAUAAUUUAAUUCGAGUUCUGACAAACGACGGAGAACGUAUUGCGAUUCCGGAUAACGUUAGAUGGCGACUCGUAAAACGAAUACACGAAUAUAUUCUACAUUUCGGAACGGAUAAAACUGUAGAAUUCGCGAAACAAUACUUUAGUAUAAAUAGUCUCGAAAAGCUAGCCAGAGACGUAGUAGCGUCGUGUUAUAUCUGUCAAGCAACGAAGUAUUACACUCGUGCAACGCGCGGCGUAGAAUAUUUCGAUUUGCCUGAAAAACCGGAGCAAACUGUGUCACUUGAUAUUUUUGGUCCAUUACCACAAUCGAGUAAAGGUAACAAGUACGUAUUAGUUAUCAUGGAUCAAUUUUCUAAAUUGACUAAAUUUUAUGUCAUGCCAAAUCAAAAAUUAGACAUAAUAUUAGAUAAAUUACAGUUAGAGUAUUUUAACGAAAUCGGUAUACCUGAUACUAUUUUAACUGACAACGGAGGACAGUUUAUUACUGAUCGGUGGAAGGAAUUUGCACGGGGGAUGGGAAUCCAAAUUAGGAAAACCUCUCCCUACAAUCCUCAGUCAAAUCCUGUAGAAAGGGUCAUGAGAGAAAUUGGUCGUAUCAUACGCGUAUAUGCAUCUGAACGUCAAGUAAGAUGGGAUAAAAUUAUAAAACGCGCCGAAGAUACAAUUAACAGUACCGUUCACACAAGUACUGGAUACAAGCCUAUUCAGUUGCACAAGAAUCAAGACAAUCUGCUAGUCUUAGACGAUCGCCUGAAACCACGAGAGCCAGAAUCAGACGAAGAGGACGACACCGUGGAAACAAGGAUACAACGAAGAGUCAUACAAGCGGCAGAGGUUCUUAGAAGAAGGGCAGAGAAAAGAAAAGUGCAGACGGACAAACACGAGGAGGCAAAACCAUUCGAGGAAGGGGACCAAGUCUGGAUACGAUUACAUCGUCGAAGUGACGCGUCAAGAAGGCUAACCCGAAAGAUACACCUCGUAUACGAAGGACCUUACAUAAUCGGAAGAAUAAUUCGUCCAAACGCCUACCUAGUGGUUGACGAUAACAACCAAGUAAUUGGAACAUUCAACGCGAGGCAACUAAAGCCGCAUCGCGAAGCAAAAAUGAUGGACCCUGUUCAAAUACAAGCAAUGGAAGAAGAUCUCCAAAGGAAAGAAAAACCUCAAGAAAGAAGAAGACGACAUCGACAGAAGAUCGACGAAGCAUUGAUCAAUAUGAUUGAGAUCAUUCAACCUGAAGCUAUGAGUGACAAAAGUCUAAAUACGCUUGAAACUACUCAAUUAGUUGAGGUAAGCCUUUCGCAAAGCGGAAAUUUGCAACGUGAUUUUGAUACAAAAAACGAAGUCACGAAGGAAGCAGUUAAACAUGUCAAACGUCGAAGAAGACAAUUUAUUAGUGAAAAGGGUAUGCGAUAUAUAUCCAGAAUCAGAAAAUUACUGUCUGGUGACAUAAAAGCACAUCAUGUCAUGGGACAAGUGAACGAAAUAAGAGUAAACAUUAUUAUGGAUACUCGAGGCGAGUUUAACGUCAUAACAACAAAAGCCGUCGAGAAAAUAGAAGAACUAUCUGAGCAACUACCCAGAACAACGCAAUCAAGCGAAAUACCAGCCUAUUUGAAACGGGAGAGAUACGCAAAGAUAGAAGCCGUGAAGAUAAAUGUACAAGUGUUCGGGAGAACGAUAAAAAUCGAAGCGAUGGAACUGGAGGGCGACGAAGCAUGUCUGAUACUUGCAAGGAACGCGAGGAGACAACUAGCUAACCAGAUCAGAGAAUCAAGAAAUCUGCCAUCGAAAAGUCCAAACGAGAUACACAAAGUACAAUCUUCAAAUACGAAAAGAAAGCGUCACGAGGAAACAUCCGAAUUGGAACGAUGGGACUCGAAGAAAUCGAAAACUGUCAUGCAACAGUGGGAAGAACAAAUGUCACGAAUGAGGGACAAACUAACUCAAUGGGAGGCGAUAUCAGUGAUAAGUCGACCCGAAGAGAGAACUAUUAGUCAAGAAAACAUAAUGACUAAAGUACACCUGAGACCCACGACAGAUAAAGAACAAUUACAAGAAACAAGUGACGAGAGUCAAGAAACCAUACCGGGGACUGUAGGGCCGAAGACGAGUAAAAGGGUGCCGAAAAGUCGUGUAAUCUGUCAGAAAACCACGCAAACAUCAACCUGUACCGAGAUAAACGACGUACCUAAAAUAGUAAGCUUAGCAGAAAUCCGAGGGAGGUCAGACGACGAAGUCAAAGUUUUAACGAGCAAUCUAUCUACAGUCAACGCAAAAGACGAAUUAAAUGACGCAAAAGAUAAACCUGCUCAAAAGAAAAACGCAAAUCAUAAUGAAAAAUCUGUACAAGAUAUAAAGUGCAGAAAGGUGACACCUAAAGGUGCACCUGAUCAAAGUUUCUCUUACAACUAUAAGUUACAGCUGAAACAAAAUCAAAAUCGAAUUACGAUUAAUAACAAUAAAGAACGUGAAAAAACCGAAUCUGACAUAUCAGAUGAUUCGAGGAAAACGAUUGAAUUAAUAAAGCUAAGUGAUAGCGAAGAAAGCAGUCAAGGUGAUGUAAUCGAUACAUGCAUCAUUCCAGGAAAGUUUAGCUACAUAAAUGCUGACGACCUCAUCGAAAAUAGCAGUAAUGAGUUGCUAGUACAAAAUAAUAGUAAUUCAAGCUAUGAAAUAUACGAAAUAAAGCCGAACCUUAAACAAAACGAAUGGUUCGCAAAUAAAUCAUCGAUUCAGAUCGAUUACGAAGAUGCUAGCGUAGCAAAAGACAAUUACAACGUGAUUGGCUCAAGCUUUCACAAGCCGACCAAUCAGACGAAAACUAACAACCAAUCAAAAUCGUCAAACAAAGGCGAGCCCGUAGCUAUAAAACCACAGCCCGACGAGCGACAGCAGUCAAUAUCACAUCGACACGCGAAGGGUAAACUUCAUCCUAACGAAGUAAGACGCGAAAUAAUAAGUAGCAAACAGCAAAGUGCACCAAGUGCAAGUAAAAGUGCAUCGAAGAUCACUUAUAAACACAGUUCUCAUAAACGAAAGAGAAACAUGGAGUUGGAGAAUGAAGAAAAGGAAGCUAUGAAGAGAGCGACCGCAAGCCUUCUCUAUGAAAAACUAAGAAAGAAGAAAAGACGCAGGAUCGCGUACUUAAAAAGUGUAACAAUAGAAAACAAGGCUACAAGAGAAAAUCUCGAGCCUGAGCAAGUUCAAGAAAUGCUCAAAGCUGACGAAGAGCAAGCGGACGAUAUGUUCGAAACUCUGAAACGCAAACACGAAGAAGCCACUAAUAUCGACAUGCUAGUAGAUAUAGCAAACGUAUCCCUAGCAGGCAAACAUGUCGCAACGAUCAAAACAAUGAUCAAUAUAGAAACAAUCGAAAAUUUCGAUAGGGUAAACAUCCCACCCACACGUCUAACUAUUGACAUAGUUAAGGGUGAAAUUAAAGUAAUAGCCCGAGAAUGCGGAAUGCAUAUAGUGCAGCAAAGUACUGUACCUGAUUCAGAAAGUGCAGCUGAGGACACGCAACCACAACAACCACAACAACUCGAAGAGGAAGAUGAAGAAGCGAUGGAUGAACAACCGAAGCUAACCCCGAGUGAAAGCAGCGAACAACCACAAGCUGAAAAAGAAAAGCGUACACCUCAAAAGAAACAAAUGCACGAAAAUAAAGAAAACGAAACGUUUUCUAGCAGCAUCUCUGAAACCUGCAAAACAUCAAAGAGAACUGCAAAGAUAAUCAGGAUUGAAAAUCCAAAGGUAUUAUCUGUGACAAAGAAAAAUAAGUCAUGGGUAGUCCAAAACAAACAAAGUCCUGAAAAAGUAAUAUUAAACAAAAAGAAGAAGAAAAGUACACCUCUCAUCGAAAGUGACGAAUCAGCUGACGACCCAGAACCGCCGACUACACCUGGAAAGGAACUCAAUCUGCCCAUAAAGGCCAGUUUAAGUCCUUUGGCGCGGGUGGUGAAACCGCCCAGAGGGGACCACGAGACCGAGGAGCAGCGGAGCGAGCCAGAGGAUGCAGCCGACCUGAGGGGAGCAACAACGUCAACCCCGAAGUCCACCAGAUCUGAGCGAAGCGUGAUUCGAACAACCAGCGUUCGUCUAAAAAGGUUGGGCGAAGCAAAAUCAUAUACAGACAACAAAUAGCGCGAGAUAGAGUCAUGUUUAACGCGCUAGUCGACCUUAUUCUUUUUAUACUGUUUUAGUUAUGUGUACUAUUUUCAUUUAUCUAGUCGUAAAAUACGAUAUAUUGUUUAGUAUCGCGAGAUAUAAAAACGCGACCAAGUUCUGUUAAGCGCGAAAAGAAAUCGCGUAAAGAUAAGUCUAUUAUUAUUAACAUGCGUGAUAACAAUAAGUUCAUGCGAAAAGUUAUUUUAGUUUAUUAGCGUAAAACGCGCGAAUUCAUUUAUAUUCUAUUAGUUUGAGCGUACGUAUUCGAUACCUAUUUUUUGGGCACAUAAUAUGCCAGAGCUGUCAAGUCAGCUAUUAAUUUAUCAUUUUGUUUUAGUUUUCUCAAUACUAUUUCGUUUAAAUAUUUCAUUUCUCGUAGCGUACGCGUAUUCUAUGUUUUUUACUAUAUUAUAACCUUAUUUAGCGUUAAAGUUAGUCAUAAGUCAUUUUUAUGUAUUCUGCAAGCAAAGUAUGUAAAAGUGCAGAAGGUGGCACUGCAAAGUGCAGAUGCCAAGUAAGGUUUAAAGACCUGUUGAAAUAAACAAAGUUAAGAUAAGGUACAGAUAGUGGCACCUAAAGUGCACGUACCAGGUCAGGUUAAAUACCUGUAACAUAUAAAAUCAUAAAAUCAGUAAGUUAAUUUAAGUACAGAUGGUGGCACGUAAAGUGCAGGCACCAGGUCAGGUUAACUCCUGACAUAAUAUAACGUUAGAGGUCAGGUACACAAAGUACCGCAACCGCACUUCUCAGUGCGAUCGUAGACCCAGAACAGCGAGGAAAUGUCCCAUUGGCUGAAGGAUCAGUGGAGGGGAGAGCAGGAGACUACACCAGCUCGGAGAGCAGCCAUUGGCCGCAAAGUGGGAAGCGCGGGAGCCAGCGAGCGACGCUAUCACCCCAUUGGCCAGCAUCUCUGGAGGGAAGCUCAUCUCAACGCUGAUUGGCCGAGACAUCGCCGACAUCCUACAUUAUAUAAUGGGGUACCACAGUACACCAUGAGCUUAGUCUAAUCCCAGUUCUCGAUGGGAAAAGACCUCCGCGACUUUAAUUCGCGUAUACAAAAGGUCGAAGACCAAGUUCCGCGGGAGUGCACUCGCGUAACGAAAAGUGCAGCACCGAAUGCGAGUAGGUGCAGCAGAAAAGAUUUUCUGCAUACGUAGCGAUGAUUAAUCGUGCGAAAUCCGUACUCGACGAUAAUUUAGCGUCGCGUCCGAGAACUAUUAUAUUAAUUGGUGACGGGAGAAUUACGAAAGUGUCGUACACGAUUGUGAAGGAAGCAUCGCGUACGGGAGUUAUGUUAAAGUAGGUUAAGUGUUUGUUUAAUAAAUUCUAUAAGUGUUUAACGAAAUUAUAACCUACUUGGUGAUUUAUUACUUACCUGCAAACGUACCUGCAUGUGAUCCACGACGGCGAAUCCUGGGAGAUCCUGAAAAUAAAAAGCGUUCUAUCACAAUCCGGGAGCGAGGGGUUUUCGUUCUGAAAUUAAAUUUACUCACCUGAGCGUAUUCCUGGAAGGACGACGACGAAUCCUGGGCAAUCCUGACGAUCCAGCAGCGGCGGCAGCAGCACCUGAAAAUAAAAGGAGAAAAUUAGUAAUAGUGAUACGAUUCGUUAAAGUGAAAGUGUCCUAUUGAACUUCGAGUGGAUUACUCAUCUCGGAAGUGUCAACCACCUUCCGACGGCAGACGCGGGUCAGGCUGAAGUAUCCCGACGGAUGCACAACCUUGCUUCUUGACAGGUUAAAGGAGCUGGCGACCAGACAGAGACGCGAGAGCGGUUAUUCCGAAAGGUUUGUGAUUCAUUAUUUUCCUGUUGCAAAUUCUUUUUCCACCUCACGCUCGCGAUCGGUUACAACCUAACCUAACCUAACCUUGCAGCCGACGGCUACAGCCGCCAACGCACCGAUCCGAGACCUGUCCAUCAACAUCACAAGGAUGAUCCCGACGCCGACGAACGGGCGGACGACGGGAGACGACGGAGCUCAACCCCGAUGCAGAACACCGCCGACGUCGCCGAGAAAGCGAGCGAGCGAGCCAACGCCGACGCCGAAGACGACGGAUCAACCGAGCGGACAGGUAGACGAGCCGGAUGACUCACAUCCGCACCCGGACGCCGAGACAGCCACCCUACGAGGGGGACAGCGAGAUGACAGUGAGGAGGAAUUACCCCCCGCAUCUCAGUUCAUUGAGAUGUAACAAAAGACUUUGCGAGCGUUACAUCCCGCGUACGACAAGCGCGAUAUUCAAUUAUGUUAUUCCGAAAAGAUUUAUUCAUUUUGUUAAUUAUAUUUUAAGUUAGCUACGCGUAGAGGCACCGCGUAAAACGCCGAAGCCGAGCGAGCGAGCAUGCGUGUGUAUGUGUGUGAGACCGCGUAUGCGAAGCGCUAUGCGAGAUAACGUUGUAACGCAAAUAUUAUUAUUAAAUAUAUAUAUAUUUUAUACGUGUGUGAAAAUAUCAUAUUCUAUUAUUAUAGUUAGUAUCUUACGCGAAGAAGCGUUGUUUGUACUAUUCAUAUUCCAUUUAUUAAGAUAAAGAUACAGUAUGUUAUUCUAAACAAUUUUAUUAAAUAUUAUAAAUAUUCCCGACCCGCAUUGCAGGGCCCGCGACGAGAUUAUCGCCGUGAAUCGGACGACGUUGCGAAGAACGCCUUACGAGCAGGCAACCCGACUUGCUCAAGUGACAGGUCGAGGUUAGGUUGCCCAUGGUAUAGAGACGGGCGAGAUAACAUGUACCACAGGCGCAUUGCCGAGCGCAUAAUCAUUGAGAUUCCAACUUCGGUAACGCUGUAUUUUACAAUACAGUGGUUUAAUAGAAUUUAUCAUGUAUUUAUAAUUAUUACAAUCUCAGAGAGACCAAUGGGAAUGUCAGUGAUUACGUGGGAAGUAUACGAUAGUACCGUGGAUAACACGGGAUAAUUAUUAUUCAUUUUGUUUUGUAUCGAGUCUAUUCAACUCGUAGAUUAAUUAUUUUAUCCUUUUAAUUAAGCUUACGAAGGCUCAGGUCCACCAGCCAAUCAGAACGCUCAUUUUCUUAAAUGAGUGAUUACUCCCAUCAGGAGAGCGAUAAUUAAAAUCGCUUAAGUAACUUUUCUUUAUAGACGCUACUUGUUAUAGCGCACAUGAUUUCGACGAUGUACGUCGAGAUAAAUAAUUAACGCAAAGACCUGAGGCUUUAACUUUGCGUUCAAACAUACCAUAAGGUAUAGAACGCCGUGGUGUCGAUAUGCGCAUGCGACCCCAUGGCGUGCGAGCGAGAGGGACGCUUUGUAUGAGUGAGAUAACCUCUCGAUGCUCGCCGAUUGGCGAAAGAACAAUGCAUGGUAACAACGAGCCAAUCGAGGAGCAUCGAAGAGGGGAGUGAAUGUGGAAACAGCGGCUCGGCGUACCGAUUGUAAAAAAGUUUGCCUGGAGACUCGAACGAGCACGGACGUGUCUCUCCUCGAGUUCCCGCGUUAUUAAUACGCAUACCUCGUGUGAUAGUGAUAACGGGCGCGUAAUUAAAAGAAUUUCGCGACACAACCCGCGAGCUAUCGCCAAUAGGCAUUUUUUCCGCGUAACAUUCGCGACGCGUUAAUUAUUGCGAAUUUCCGACACCGCGUUGUGCGAGAGGCGCGGCCGGAAGCAAUACGUGCGUGCGAUGCGUGAAAGGGCAUAGCCACCGCAAUUAUGUGCGUGCGUGAAUAAUCUGUUUGUAAAAUAAAGCAGAGUAAGGUGCAUAUCAAUAGUGUGGCAUAUUUAAUUAUCGUGCAACCCAAUAUCCUUCCCGGGCGAGUCCAUUGUCUAGCGUCGAUUGCAUCAUCCCACGCGGACGAGAGAGAACGUGAUCCCGAGGAUUGGACGAGGUCUACGAGAUACCCAAGCGACUCUACAAGCAUACGAGCGAGGGGAUACUCGGAUUUUUGACUGCAUCAGACGGAAUUCCGAAGCGGCCGUAGCGAGGGCAAGGCCGACCUUCCACCUUGGCGGCGAGGUAAAACACCGACCUGGCGACCGUGAUUUCAACAUAAAAGUAAGAUUUCAACAUUAAUACCGGGAUUUCUAUAAUUCUGACUGCAUGUCCGGUCACAGUAGUAAGGCAGCGUAGUGAGCAAAAGCGUAAGGGCAUAGGCGCGUAGUACCGAGAAACAACGAGCUUGCGGCGCGUUAACAAAGCUUAGAACGAUAAAAGUACGCGUGACGAAGGGCUCUUUGGUGACGAAGUGCAACAACCGAUCAACACCCAAACGACAGAAUAGCAACGCCUGCCGGUGGCGACCGUGACAGGACUUGUUUCGUUUCGUGAUAACGUUGUUACCAAAACAAUUUCGCGAUUAAUUAAAAGCGAAAGGUAGCGUUAGAUCGAUAGAUUCGCAUACUGAAACGACGUCAACCGAGAAUCGCGAAAGAUCCGAAAGCGAGAUAGGAUCAUAGCGAAAAUAAAAU
Molecule: messenger RNA, 15385 nt
Organism: Monomorium pharaonis (pharaoh ant)
Lineage: Eukaryota; Metazoa; Arthropoda; Insecta; Hymenoptera; Formicidae
Exons: 2
Coding region: 3225-10943 (2572 amino acids)
Biological process (GO): DNA integration; proteolysis
Molecular function (GO): aspartic-type endopeptidase activity; nucleic acid binding
Source: RefSeq, a predicted model, not a curated record